AUGGCGGUGCGGAGCCGGGGCGCCCGGCGGCUGCUGCUGCUGCUGCUCCUGGCCGGCUCCGCCGCCAGCCCGGCGGACGAGGGCGGCGGAGGGCGGCGGGAGGCGGGCGGCGGGGAGGAGGGCGACGAGGCGGCGCCCCACGACUCCUCGUACGGCACCUUCGCCAGCGAGUUCUACGACCUGCGCUACCUCUCCGAGGAGGGUUACCCUUUCCCUACUGCACCUCCUGUGGAUCCAUUUGCAAAAAUCAGAGUGGAUGACUGUGGAAAAACUAAGGGAUGCUUCAGGUAUGGUAAACCUGGAUGUAAUGCAGAGACCUGUGACUACUUCCUGAGUUACCGUAGGAUAGGAGCUGAUGUUGAAUUUGAGUUGAGUGCUGAUACCGAUGGCUGGGUGGCAGUGGGAUUUUCUUCAGACAAGAAAAUGGGAGGAGAUGAUGUCAUGGCUUGUGUUCAUGAUGAUAACGGAAGAGUCCGAAUACAGCACUUCUAUAAUGUUGGUCAGUGGGCUAAGGAAAUCCAGAGAAAUCCUGCCAGAGAUGAAGAAGGGGUUUUUGAAAACAAUCGUGUAACUUGUCGAUUCAAGCGUCCCGUGUAUGUUCCCCGAGAGGAAACGAUCGUAGAUCUGCACUUGAGUUGGUACUAUCUGUUUGCGUGGGGUCCAGCAAUUCAGGGUUCUAUAACUCGUCAUGAUAUAGACUCACCACCUGUAUCAGAGCGUGUGGUCAGUAUUUACAAGUAUGAAGAUAUUUUCAUGCCAUCAGCUGCCUAUCAGACCUUCUCUUCUCCAUUCUGCUUGCUCCUCAUUGUUGCACUGACCUUCUAUUUAUUGAUGGGAACCCCGUGACCUCUGGAAAGUAGCAAGAAUUUGUCAGUGGAAGUUUCUCAGGAUGGACGGAUACACGGAUGGAUGAUGCGUUUUUCUAUUGGGAUUUAUAUCACACCACCAUCAUCAUCUCACUGCUUUUGAACAUAGUUAGCUCUUCAGAAGAAUGAAGUAACCAUUUCUGAGCAGCAGAGUGGUGACAAAUCAUUUAACAGUAAUCAGUGAACAAGUAGGAAGAAUAUUUUCAGUGUUGUGACUACUCGCUUAAAGAAGAGAAGACUUUUGUAAAAUCAAUGUGUGUGUGUGCACGCGUGUGUGUAUGUGUGUUCGGGAGAGGUGUCUGUAUGUGUGUUUAGGAGAGCCUAGUGAUGGACAUCUUAUCAAAUAACAAAAUUGCCUUCCAUAUUGCUCCCAGAAAGCAAAUUUGGGAAAACAUUAUAAUGCUGUUUGGUAAUUCUGGUGCAGACAGAACAACUGCCAGGUGCAGUUUCUGAACUUAAGAUCAGAAUACUGACACUGCGGUUUAAAACCUAACCUUCAAUAAUCCCAUUUUUUAAUUUUUUUUUUUUUAAUAUUUAUCAAGGUUUUCUUGCUCUGGUACUUUCCAAGACUAAACUUGCAUAAUCAAGCAUGAACAGGAUUUUUCUUCAAUAGAGAAGAAGUGAUGAAUGUCUUUAUAACAACAGUGUUUCAACAACCUCCCUGAAAAUAAAGGCUACUUCUUUU
Messenger RNA from Cygnus olor (mute swan), 1551 nucleotides. RefSeq names its product ferric chelate reductase 1 like (gene FRRS1L). Lineage: Eukaryota; Metazoa; Chordata; Aves; Anseriformes; Anatidae. Bases 1 to 846 code for a protein of 281 amino acids. The transcript has 5 exons. The record is from RefSeq and is a predicted model, not a curated record. Gene Ontology annotation, biological process: regulation of glutamate receptor signaling pathway.